AUGUCCGACAAUUUCCAGAUAUGCUUCGUUCGCAAAGUCCCAGCUGAGCUGGACGCUUCUGCUGUCGGUUUUGCCAUAAAGGAACGUCGUAGCAACGGUCCUGGCGAGGAUCGCCUAGCUCUGGCUAGGUCGCGUCUCUGGCAGACCGGUCGCGAGCUACGCAUCCGCUUUCUCGACGGCUCGCCAUCCAUCCAAGGCCGCAUCCGCGCUUGUGCCGACGAGUGGCAGCGCUAUGCUAACAUCAAGUUCAACUGGGUGGACUCUGGCGAAGCCGACAUCCGCAUCUCCGUUGGUGACGGCGGCGGAUCCUGGUCAUACGUGGGCACCGACAAUGGUGUUAUUUCUCAGAGCGACAAGACAAUGAACCUGGGCUGGCUGAAUGACGAUACGGAAGACAGGGAGGUUAGCCGUGUUGUGCUGCACGAGUUCGGCCACGCCCUUGGCUGCCACCACGAGCAUCAAUCCCCAGCCGCGGGUAUUAAGUGGAACGAGCAGGUUGCGUUUCAAUACUACAUGGACAAGAACGGCUGGACAGAGGAGCAGGUCCGCACUAACAUCCUCAACCUGUUCCCUGAAGAUGAGACCAAUUUCUCUGCUUUCGACCCACUUUCCAUUAUGCUAUACUCUUUCCCAGCAGAGCUGACCCUUGACGGAAGCUCGACCGAGUGGAACACCAGCCUCUCCGAGACAGAUAAGGGGUUUAUGAGCAGAACAUACCCUAUCGAAGGCGAUAUGCUCGACGGCUUCAACACUACCGAGAUACAGUCGCCGCCCAUGACGUCUCAGGAGCUCACGAAGCGUGCCAACUUCAGCUUCCCGACACCCCCUGUGUUGGCCGUAGGUCUGAAUCACCUCGACGUCGACAAUGGACACAACGUUCGUGUUCGUGCCGUCGCCGAGCAAAUCUUGAGAAACACGGCCGAGGUGCACCUGAGCCAGUGGGGCGAUACCAAGGCUUACUCUCUCGGAUGUGCCUGGGCGACCUAUGCCGCUGAUGACUCCAAUAUCCAGGUUGGGGAGUUUUCUACGACCGAUGACCAUUCAUGGUGGGAGCCAAAGCCGGACACAGUGCGGCAUAUUAGCUUCCCGCACGCCUGGGAAUCUGGACCGCCACGGGUUGUUGUAUGGUACAGAAUGAUCGACCUUGACAGCAACAAAACCUAUUGGCACACUGAGACAAGAGUGGAAAAUGUCACGGCUGAGGGUUUUGACAUCUUCAUCUCGUCAUACGGUGAUUCUGUACUCUACAGUGGCACAGCGGUCUGGUUAGCCCAUCAACAAAACAGAGAGGGUCUGGUGAGCGGUACCUUUAGCACUACAGACGUUCGCAUCGAUAGGCAUCCGGCUUUGGAGACGCAAGGUCACGUUGAACUGCCUGCUGGUUCGUUCCAGGACCCUCCAAAGGUUUAUGUCGCUUUGAGAGGGUUCAAGGUCAGCACAGAGACCAACUUGCGCCUGAAAGUGAACGUUAACAAUGUCACCGCUACAGGAUUUGAUUGGCAUAUUGAUGGAUGGGCCGACUCGCUCAUCUUUUCGGGUACAGCUGAUUAUGUCUGCUUUGCUUGA
Fusarium graminearum PH-1 is the source of this 1566-nucleotide messenger RNA. RefSeq lists its product as uncharacterized. Gene Ontology annotation, cellular component: phagocytic vesicle; cell surface; protein complex involved in cell adhesion. Gene Ontology annotation, biological process: proteolysis; cell-cell adhesion. The coding region runs from base 1 to 1566 and encodes 521 amino acids. The record is from RefSeq and is a predicted model, not a curated record. The transcript has a single exon. Gene Ontology annotation, molecular function: N-acetylgalactosamine binding; polysaccharide binding; metalloendopeptidase activity. Lineage: Eukaryota; Fungi; Ascomycota; Sordariomycetes; Hypocreales; Nectriaceae.